This is a messenger RNA of Anastrepha obliqua, 3873 nucleotides long. It is a transcript of the gene eIF3a, whose product is annotated as eukaryotic translation initiation factor 3 subunit A. Gene Ontology annotation, cellular component: multi-eIF complex; eukaryotic translation initiation factor 3 complex, eIF3m; eukaryotic translation initiation factor 3 complex, eIF3e. The transcript is spliced from 5 exons. The record is from RefSeq and is a predicted model, not a curated record. Gene Ontology annotation, biological process: formation of cytoplasmic translation initiation complex; translation reinitiation. Bases 140 to 3580 code for a protein of 1146 amino acids. Gene Ontology annotation, molecular function: mRNA binding; translation initiation factor activity. Lineage: Eukaryota; Metazoa; Arthropoda; Insecta; Diptera; Tephritidae.
CAUUUUGCUGAAAUUUCCACGGUGUAUAGAACGGGCCGACGAGUUUCCCAAAUUUUUUUGUUGGAAAAGUCAGCUUCUUUGCGAUAUUAUUAAAAAUUAGCAGUUUGGAAGUUAGUUGUGGAAAUAAUAUCAAAUAAUUAUGGCGCGUUACACUCAACGUCCAGAAAAUGCUCUGAAAAGAGCAAAUGAAUUCAUCGAAGUUGGAAAGCCGUUGCGGGCUUUGGAUACUCUCCAGGAGGUGUUCCGUAAUAAGCGCUGGAAUUAUGCUUACUCGGAGACCAUUAUUGAACCACUGAUGUUCAAAUACUUAUAUUUAUGUGUAGAGCUGAAAAAAUCUCACAUUGCCAAAGAAGGUCUCUUUCAAUAUCGCAACAUGUUCCAGCUUGUGAAUGUGAAUUCUUUGGAAAAUGUUAUUCGUGGAUAUUUGCGUAUGGCUGAAGAACAUACUGAAGCUGCACAAGCUCAAUCGUCGGCAGCUGUUGCUGUUUUAGAAUUAGACGAUCUGGACAAUAUCGCUACGCCGGAGAGCAUUUUAAUGAGCGCUGUAUGCGGCGAGGAUGCACAAGAUCGUUCCGAUCGUACAAUUCUAUUGCCAUGGGUAAAGUUUCUGUGGGAAUCGUACUGCCAGUGUUUGGAAUUGUUGCGUCUUAAUACACACUGUGAAGGCCUGUACCACGAUAUCGCUCGUAUGGCAUUUCAGUUUUGUUUAAAGUAUAACCGCAAAAGUGAAUUUCGCCGUUUAUGCGAUAAGUUGCGAAAACAUCUAGAAGAUAUUUGUAAGAGUACUACCCAAACUACUGGCGUGUCAAUUACUAAGCUUGAAACUCAACAAUUGUGUUUGGAUACUAGGCUUUAUCAACUAGACUCAGCUAUUCAAAUGGAGUUAUGGCAAGAGGCCUAUAAAGCUAUUGAAGAUAUUCAUGGACUUAUGGCAUUAUCGAAGAAAACGCCCGUUCCCAAAACUAUGGCAAAUUAUUAUCAAAAAUUAGCAAUGGUAUUCUCUAAGGCUGGAAAUCAGCUUUUCCAUGCUGCAGCUCUUUUGAAGCUGUUUCAGUUGACUCGUGAACUGAAAAAGAAUUUAACGAAGGACGACAUGCAGCGAAUGGCUUCUCAUGUUCUUAUUGCAACUCUGUCAAUACCACUGCCAUCAGCACAUCCCGAGUUCGAUCGUUUCAUUGAGGCUGAUAAGAGUCCCCUUGAAAAGGCACAAAAAUUAGCUGUGCUGCUCGGUCUGCAACAACCCCCUACCAGGGCGUCAUUAAUUAAAGAAGUUGUUCGACUAAAUGUGCCACAAUUAGCUUCAGAAGAGUUCAGGAAUCUGUAUAACUGGCUUGAAGUUGACUUCAAUCCAUUGAAUUUGUGCAAGCGUGUGCAAACUAUUAUUGAUGUAAUUGAAAGUGUUCCUCCAGAGAACAAUUUACUGGCUCCGUACAUUAAAUCUUUGAAGGAUGUUACCAUCAUGCGAUUGAUAAGACAGAUUUCACAGGUUUAUCAGAGUAUUGAAUUUUGCCGAUUAUUACAAUUAGCAUCUUUCUGUAAUAUAUUUGAGCUCGAGAAGUUGUUGGUCGAAUCUGUGCGCCACAAUGACAUGCAAAUUCGUAUUGAUCAUCAAAUGCGAUGCAUUUAUUUUGGUACUGAUCUAACCGAGAGUCAGAGGGAAGAUCACCCCGAUGGUCCAACGCUGCAAUCAAUGCCUUCCGAACAAAUUCGAUCCCAGUUAGUUAAUAUGGCAACGGUUUUAAAUCGGGCUGUAUCGGUUGUGUAUCCCAAUCGGGAGAAGGACCAACGUGCUAAAUUGCGUGCCCAGAUGGUGUAUCAUUACCAUGAAAUUAAGGAUCGCGAACAUCAACGGAUUUUGCAACGUCAAAAGAUUAUCGAAGAUCGCAAGGAGUUCAUAGAAAAGCAAAAUAAUGCUCGUGAAGAAGAAGAGGCACGACGUUUGGAAGAAGAGACUCGCAAGGCUAAAUUAGCCGAGCAAAAACGGUUGGAGCAGGAAAAUGAAGAACGUGAACGAAAACGUCACCAAAAUGAGAUUGAGGCUAUAAAGGUUAAAAGUUUAAAGGAUAAAAUGCAGCAAAUUUCACAAACAGCUCACGGCAAAAAGAUGCUUUCAAAAUUGGAUGAAGAAAGUAUUAAAAAGUUGGAUGCAGAGCAGAUUGCAGCUCGAGAAUCAGAAGAACUUCAGCGCGAACGCAAAGAACUCCAGUCUAAACUUAAGUCCCAAGAAAAAAAAAUUGAUUACUUCGAACGUGCUAAGCGCAUGGAGGAAAUUCCACUGUUCGAAAAAUAUUUGGCCGAGAAACAAGUUAAAGACAAAGGAUUUUGGGAGGCUCAAGAACAAACACGAAUCGAGAAUGCAAUUACUGAACGCAAAGACGCAGUUGCCCAGCAAGAACGCUUGAAACGGAUGUAUGACGAUCGAGAUGUCUUCCUUGAAUCUCUUAAAAAGGAGCGUGCUUCUCUGUAUAUUGAAAAGCUGAAGAAGUUUGAAGUCGCUUUGGCAGAGGAACGUAAACGUUUGUUAGCACAUCGCGCUGAAAUGCGACGACAAGAACGUCGUCGUCAUUGGCUGCGUGAGAAAGAAGAAGAGCGCCUGCGCAAAGAGGAAGAAAUCCGUAGAGUAAAAGAGGAAGAAGAACGCGUUAUUGCCGAAGCGUUGCGCAAGGAACGUGAGGCAGAAGAAGAGAAGCGUCGCAUUCAAUAUGAAAAACAACGCGCCAAGGAAGAGGAAGCUGAACGCCGUAUUCAAGAAGACCGUGAUCGCUUAGCUCGGGAGUUCACUGAUCGUGAUCAAAAUCGGGAUAAGGCUGGUGAAAAAGAUCGUGACCAAUGGCGCAUGCGCGGUGAACGUGAUCGCGGCGAACGUAGUGAUCGCAUCGAACGGGGUGAUCGUUCAGAACGCAGUGAGCGCAUCGAACGUGGGGAUCGUAUCGAGCGCGGUGAUCGUAUCGAACGCGGUGAUCGUAUCGACCGUGGCGAUCGUGUCGAUCGCGGUGAUCGUGUAGAACGCGGUGAUCGUGUAGAACGUGGUAAUGCAUCUAACACGGAAUGGCGUCGCGAGCGUCCGGAACGUGGAGAACGUUCUGAGCGCGGGGAACGACCCGAGCGCAAAGAAGGGGAAGGUGGCGCAUCCGACUCUUGGCGUGUACGUCGAGAGCCUGACCCGGCAGCACCACGUGCAGCUGCUUCAGGUGCUGGUCGCGAUAAUCGUGAAAUUCGAGAUGGCCGCGAUAGCCGCGAUGGAGGUGAUAAGUGGCGUCGUGGAGGUGGCGGAGCCAGCGGCGCUCCUAGGCGUGAUGAUCGAGAAAAUCGAGAAGGGGGCGGUAACUGGCGAGACGCGCCCCGUGUCGAACGCGAUCGUGAUAAUCGUGAAAAUCGACGUCGCGAGGAUAGGGGCGAUCGUGAACGUCGCGAUCGUGAUCGUGGUACUGGUGGCGGCGGUAAGGAUGCUGGAAAUUGGAGAACAGAACGAGCUUCUGCGCGCGAAGAUAAAGAAAGAAGCGCACCAAAACGCGAGCAACAGGAAAAAGAAAACAAGAGUGGCGAUGAUGGGGAAUGGACAAACGUAAGGCGCCGUUAGAUGGAAAUUAGGCAUUUUGUAAAAUAAGUUGAGAUCAGAGUGAAACUGAAUAUUUCAAAAUCAUACAUAAUUCCAAAAUAAAACUAAAUUACAAUUGGAAUGUUGUAUAUCAAAUGCCGGUAAAGGAAAAAUAUUUUUUAUUAAUAAUUGACGUUUUUAUGUACUUUGCGAAAAUGUUAACUGCAUAAACAAAUGCUGCGCUUAGCCUACGUAUUGUAACCUUAAUAUACUAUGAGGGUAUAAAAAAUAUUUGCAAAGUCUUUAAUUAUCAAUAAAUAUAUAAAUGGAAUAAA